GCGGGCAGCAUGGUUCACUCCAGCAUGGGGGCUCCAGAAAUAAGAAUGUCUAAGCCCCUGGAGGCCGAGAAGCAAGGUCUGGACUCCCCAUCAGAGCACACAGACACUGAAAGAAAUGGACCAGACACUAACCAUCAGAACCCCCAGAAUAAGACCUCCCCGUUUUCCGUGUCCCCAACUGGCCCCAGCACCAAGGUGGGCAUUCUCUCUGGCCUCCACUUAACAUUCUGGGGUCCCGGACCCUGCCUCUCUCCCCCCCAGAUCAAGGCUGAAGACCCCAGUGGCGACUCAGCCCCGGCAGCACCCCCGCCCCCCCAGCCGGCUCAGCCGCAUCUGCCCCAGGCCCAACUCAUGUUGACGGGCAGCCAGCUAGCCGGGCUCACGGCGCUGAUGCCAGCACAGCAGCAGCUCCUCCUGCAGCAAGCGCAGGCCCAGCUCCUGGCCGCCGCCGUGCAGCAAUCCAGUGCCGCCGCAGCCGCCGCCGCCGCCUCCUCCACCUCCUCCUCCUCUUCCUCCUCCUCUUCCUCCUCUGCCUCCUCCUCGACCUCGCAGCCCCCAGCCUCCUCUGGGGGAGGCGACCUGCCACCACCACAACCUGCCAGCCAACCCCCUGGGACCCCACAGCUCACCCUGUCCCAGCCCAUCCAGCUCACAGCACAGGACAUACAGCAGCUCCUCCAGCUUCAGCAGCUGGUGCUUGUACCGGGUCACCACCUCCAGCCACCUGCUCAGUUCCUGCUGCCACAGGCCCAGCAGAGUCAGCCAGGCCUGCUACCGACGCCAAAUCUCUUCCAGCUACCUCAGCAAACCCAGGGAGCUCUUCUGACCUCCCAGCCCCGGGCCGGGCUGCCCACACAGCCCCCCAAAUGCUUGGAGCCACCAUCCCACCCCGAGGAGCCCAGUGACCUGGAGGAGCUGGAGCAGUUCGCCCGCACCUUCAAGCAACGCCGCAUCAAGCUGGGCUUCACACAGGGUGACGUGGGCCUGGCCAUGGGCAAGCUCUACGGCAACGACUUUAGCCAGACGACCAUCUCCCGUUUCGAGGCCCUCAACCUGAGCUUCAAGAACAUGUGCAAACUCAAGCCCCUCCUGGAGAAGUGGCUCAAUGACGCAGAGACUAUGUCUGUGGACUCAAGCCUGCCCAGCCCCAACCAGCUGAGCAGCCCCAGCCUGGGCUUCGACGGACUCCCCGGCCGGAGACGCAAGAAGAGGACCAGCAUUGAGACAAAUGUCCGCUUCGCCUUAGAGAAGAGUUUUCUAGCGAACCAGAAGCCUACCUCAGAGGAGAUCCUGCUGAUCGCAGAGCAGCUGCACAUGGAGAAGGAAGUGAUCCGCGUCUGGUUCUGCAACCGGCGCCAGAAGGAAAAACGCAUCAACCCCUGCAGCGCAGCCCCCAUGUUGCCCAGCCCGGGGAAACCGGCGAGCUACAGCCCCCAUCUGGUCACACCCCAAGGGGGUGCCGGGACCUUGCCAUUGUCCCAAGCUUCCAGCAGUCUGAGCACAACAGUUACUACCUUAUCCUCAGCUGUGGGGACGCUCCACCCCAGCCGGACAGCCGGAGGGGGUGGGGGCGGGGGCGGGGCCGCGCCCCCCCUCAAUUCCAUCCCCUCUGUCACUCCCCCACCCCCGGCCACCACCAACAGCACAAAUCCCAGCCCUCAAGGCAGCCACUCGGCCAUCGGCUUGUCGGGCCUGAACCCCAGCACGGGAAGCACAAUGGUGGGGUUGAGCUCCGGGCUGAGUCCAGCCCUCAUGAGCAACAACCCUUUGGCCACUAUCCAAGCCCUGGCCUCUGGUGGAACCCUGCCCCUUACCAGCCUUGACGGCAGCGGGAACCUGGUGCUGGGGGCGGCCGGCGCGGCCCCAGGGAGCCCUGGCCUGGUGACCUCGCCACUCUUCUUGAACCACGCUGGGCUGCCCCUGCUCAGUGCCCCACCUGGCGUGGGCCUGGUCUCCGCAGCCGCUGCAGCCGUGGCGGCCUCCAUCUCCAGCAAGUCUCCGGGCCUCUCCUCGUCCUCCUCGUCGUCUUCGUCCUCGUCCUCCACUUGCAGUGAGGCGGCAGCACAGACCCCUGGAGGCUCCGGGGGGCCCGAGGCAGGGUCUAAGCCUGAGUGAGGGCCCACCUUGCCUCCCCUCCUACUCCUCUGACCCCCACCUAAGUCCCCCGCCUGAGAAGAGGGCGAGGAGGCCAGCAGUGGUGGCGCAGAGGGUCCUUGGAGCCGGAGUGACAAGGAAGGAAAGACCAAAAAAACAAAACAAACCCAACUAACCAAAAAAAAAAAAAAAAAACCAAACAAACAAAAAAGAGAGAAAGAAAGAAAAUGAAAGAAAACAACCAACAAAAAGAAACCAAAAAUAAUCACAACAGAAACCAGCUGCCCCAAAGGAACCAGAGGUGAAAAACAAAAACCAAAAUCAAAAAAAAUCCCCCACAAAACCAAACCAAAAACCAGUUGCGAGCCAGACCUCAGUGUGCUCACCCUCACCGCUAUGACACCAAAUAAGAACCCCAGCCAGGGGCAGAGAAGCCUCGGCAGGGCGGACCUCUCGCCGAGUCCCUAGCUGGGGGGCCAACCCCCAACCUGGUCUCCCCCAGUGGGGGCCAGAGAAGGCAAGAGAAUGUGCCAGCCUCCAGCCCCAGCCCCUAGCCCUGGGCCAGCAAAGACAGGGCACAGCAGCCUGGGGCCAACGGGGUGGGCUCAGAACCACCCGCCAAAUGUUCUUUUCCAGAAGUUGAAAGAGAAGGGGCGUGAACAACCUUACACCAAAUAUUCAGUAGCUUCAUCCAAAGGAUGUACAGAAUUUUUAGCGUUGCGCUCAACAGAAUGUGUCCCUACCAUGUGUCCCCCUCUCCCUUGGCCCCCAGCUCUCCCUACUUGGGCAGGGGGGUCUCGCUUUAACCUCCUCCCUCCCCCAGCCAGGGGAGAGUGCAGGGGCAGGCCUGGGAUGACUUUUCACCCCUUGUACCUCCCCCUUUUCCCUCUGAAGGGUGGGCUAGGCCGUUUUGAAAAGUUCUAGCUCUCACACGUUCGUUCCCCCCUCAACCCCGUCACCCUCUUCUGCUCUGGAAUCCACUCCCUUCCCCAGCCCAGGGGAAGGUGGAAGCUUCGGGCAAGAGGGAUGAGGUGAGGGCAUUCAAGUUGUCUUUUUCCCAUUCUCGUCUGUCAGUUUCCCUGAAAAAAAAAAUUCAUAUUCCAGUGCCUAUCCGUGGGAUCUUUCACGUUCUUUGACAUUGACCAGAAACCAAAAAGAGAACUCACCUCGCUCUUCCCACCCUGUGCCCCUGAUACUGGCAGAUGCCUCUUCCCCCUCCCCACCCCACACACAUGUACACACGCACGCACCCCAGUGGUGGGGUUCCUCGAGGUGAUAUCCCCAUCAGGGUCCACGUGGCGGGGACAGUGCCAUGACCUGUGGUCCCCAUCCGAGAGGGCACUGUGGUGGCCACCACUCCCACGAGACCUCCCUUGAGUCUUGGCUGGACCCCGUGUUUGCCCAGCCCUGGACACGUCUCAACAGACAGAGGAGAGACGCCGCUGGGAGCCACUUUGCCCUCCUGCUAUUGUGGAGGCCAACAAAGUUUUGAACCAAAAAAAAAAAAAAACAAAACAAAACAAAAAAACAAAAACAAAAAACCAAACAAUAAAUUAAAACUAGA
Nyctereutes procyonoides (raccoon dog) is the source of this 3658-nucleotide messenger RNA. It is a transcript of the gene POU2F2, whose product is annotated as POU class 2 homeobox 2. Gene Ontology annotation, biological process: regulation of transcription by RNA polymerase II. The transcript has 16 exons. The coding region runs from base 10 to 2115 and encodes 701 amino acids. Gene Ontology annotation, cellular component: nucleus. Gene Ontology annotation, molecular function: DNA-binding transcription factor activity, RNA polymerase II-specific; RNA polymerase II cis-regulatory region sequence-specific DNA binding. The record is from RefSeq and is a predicted model, not a curated record. Lineage: Eukaryota; Metazoa; Chordata; Mammalia; Carnivora; Canidae.